UGUAACAUCAUGAGAAAAGUCAAUAAAUACCCCACAACAUGGUUUCCACAUGGGAACACUGUCACAUACAUUCCUGAACAAAAUCCUCUCAUAUAUAAUGACUUUAUGCAUGAAAACAAACAACAAAUACAGCUCCAAAAUAUAAAAUGUCAAUACCAUCACUUAACAUAUGUAGCAUUUAGCAAAGAAAAUGCACACCUUCCUUGUAAUCCAAGAACAAAAGAUGAAUUAAAGCUAGCAGAGACGACACUAAAAACACAGAACAUUACCUUAAUGGAAAGGUCUCUGAAUAUAUGUACCAAUGAAAAUAAUAACAUAUCUUAUUUAAAUAAGCAAGCUUAAACCUGUAACUUUCAUAAUAAAAGUCCUUUUCAUAACCAGCACAACAAGAUCACACUACUACCCAACAAUGGUGAGAAUAAUAUAAAAAAAAAAGGGGGAGUCAUGUAAACACAACACAGCUGACGAUUUCAACACUAGAAGGUGUUACAAGCAUGAAUGAAAAUGUGAAAAUAUGAACAUCAUUGUCAAAAAGGUGCAAAAUAACAGCAGACAAAUACGCCGCACCGUUUGCUCGAACACGUCAAUCAAAGAACAGCAGGAGCAUAAAUGAAAACCACAUCAAUAAAACACCUCAGAGAAAACACAGAUCUUCAGAUGAGAUCGAAAGAGAUGAACAAAGUAAUAAAGUGGAUCCACGAAGUACAAAAUAAAAUGGAUAUUUGACUGCACACUGCGUACAAAGUAUGAGAUUGUGGUUGACUGAUUAUGUAGGUUUGUGUGUGUGUGCGUGUGUGCGUGCUGUUUGUUAAGCUUGAUCAGUCUCUGUAAACAGCCUCGGAGUGUCCGGGACAGUCAAUAAAUACCACUCGAACACCUCAGUCACAACACAGACACAGACGGCUCCGACAGGGGAGGGGGACCAAUCACGGCAGAGUUUGUCUUGAUUGGAUGGAGAUGACAUGUUGUGGUUGUGUGCAGCGUCUUAACGAGCCUCACAAAUUGCCCUGGGAUUAUUUUACUUGCUGUUUAAUACAGUUUUGUUAAUGUAUUAUAUGUUAUUAUCUGUAUUCAGUGAUGUAAUUUUUCUUAUUCAGGAUAAAGUCGUGUUUCUUCUCAAAACCAGUUCAGAAACAUUAAAAAAAAAAAGGAAAGUUUCCUGUCUGAUUGAGCUGUUUUUCUCUGAAUUUCAUCAUAGUUUCAAAGAAUAUCUGGGUCUUUACAGCUGGGUCACAGCUGUAAAAGUGUUUGAGGCUGCCAGUGUUUGAGACACACACAAAAGCCAAAAACUAAGGGCAUUUCAGUUUAUUCUCUAAAAAGCCUUUAUCCUUUUUUGCAGCAGCAGGAAAGACAAAAAAGGUCAAAAAUUUUUUAAAAGACAGAGGACACAGUUUAAACUAACAACCUAAACAGACAUAUUCUGGCACGGACGGUGAUUCCUAUUUUAAAACAGAUUAUGAAACUGUUUUGAAGUGCUGCAUGAAAGAGGUGUAGAUAAAGACGUGUAGCUAAAGACAUUUUCUCAGCUUUUAUGCAACCUUGAAUUUCUGGCAGGGAAGACACACACAGUAUUUUUUUCUGUUUCAUAGUUCCACAGAUGGCUCAUUUUGCAAUAAGAAAAACAAAUGCAAAAAUGAUUGGGAGUCAUAAUCAAAGUGACAGUUAUAUGAGAUCAUGUUAUGACCCCCUCUCUGCCCUCUGACCUCAGAGAGUUAACACUUCUGUCCAAGCGACUAUUAAUUACACUGUCCAAACAUGCCUUGACACUUUAAAAACUCAUUUGUAUCUUCUCCUCACAGGUCCAGAAUGUUCCAGGAACUUCACGGCUCCCAGUGGCACCAUCAAGACGCCGGGCUUCCCCGAGAAGUAUCCCAACAACCUGGACUGCACCUUCAUGAUCUUUGCCCCCAAGAUGUCGGAGAUCGUGGUGGAGUUUGACAGCUUCGACAUGGAGCCCGACACCACGCCGCCGCCGGGCGCCCUCUGCCGAUACGACUGGCUGGAGAUCUGGGAUGGCUUCCCUGCAGUGGGUCCCCACAUUGGCCGCUACUGUGGCCAGACCUCUCCGGGCCGUGUGAUCUCCUACACGGGCAUCUUGUCCAUGACCAUCACCACUGACAACGCCAUCGCCAGAGAGGGAUUCUCCGCCAACUACACCAUCCGCGAGAGGAGCGUCCCUCCGGGACACACAGAUGAGGAUUUCGCUUGUAUGGAGCCACUGGGUAUGCAGUCCGGUGAAAUUUCCUCAGACCACAUCACCGCCUCCUCCCAGUACAACUCCAACUGGUCCCCAGAACGCUCCCGCCUCAACUACCACGAGAACGGCUGGACGCCUUCAGACGACACCGUCAGGGAGUGGAUACAGGUGGAUUUGGGGUUUCUCAGAUUCGUCACAGCCAUCGGGACGCAGGGCGCCAUCUCAAAAGAGACCAAGAAGCACUACUACGUUCGCUCCUACAAAGUGGACCUGAGCUCCAACGGAGAGGACUGGGUCACCAUGAAGGAGGGCUCAAAGCAGAAGAUCUUUCAGGGAAAUCACAACCCAACAGACGAGGUUCGCUCCUUCCUCCCCAAACAGACUCUGGCUCGUUACAUCCGCAUCCGCCCCAUGUCUUGGGAGCAAGGCAUCUGUAUGCGCUUUGAGAUCUACGGCUGCAGAAUAUCAGACUAUCCUUGUUCAGGGAUGCUGGGGAUGGUGUCAGGUCAGAUCACGGAUGCUCAGAUCAGCGCCUCGUCUUACGCCGAUCGAGGCUGGGUGGCUGAGAACGCCCGCUUAUUGACGGGGAGGUCAGGCUGGACUGGACAGCAAACCAAGCAGCCCUUCAAAAACGAGUGGCUACAGGUGGAUCUGGGCCAGGACAAGUUCGUGACUGGUGUGUUGAUCCAGGGGGGGAAACACCGUGACAGGAACGUCUUCAUGAAGAGGUUCAAGAUGGGCCACAGUAUGGACGGAGAAGACUGGACCAUUGUCAAGGAGGACAACACCACCAGACCCAAGGUAUUCAUCGGGAAUCAGAACCAUGACACCCCGGAGCUCAGGUCCAUGGGUAGGUUACUGAGCCGCUUCGUCAGGAUCUACCCAGAGAGAGCCACCACCGAGGGCCUGGGCCUCCGACUAGAACUGCUGGGCUGUGAACUGGACGACAUUACAACCGCGGCACCCCCCACCACGCCAGUCGCUUCUACAUUUCCCAUGACCACGUUUGGGGCGACCACCACCGCGCCAAUCACCGUCCCCGGCACAACCAUGACUACUGACUGCGAUGAAGGACAACAGGACUGUGCUGGCGAGACUGACGCACUUGAGGACUACAACACAGAGCCGGCAGGAGGCACCACAGCGGGCAUUCCCAUCAUGGACUUACUACCAGCGUUUGUGUGGUUUGCCUGUAACUUCGACUCCUCGUCGUUCUGCGGCUGGACCGGAGAGACCGAUACGGGGGCUACGUGGCUCAUCCAGAUCAACGGGGCUCCUGCCGUCCACAGAGGACCAGACCUGGACCACACAGGAAGACCAGGGAACUUCAUCUACAUGCAACUGAGUGACACAGACACACUAAGUAAAACCGGUGAAGGCGAGGACCAAGAGGAGAAAGUGGCGAGAUUGGCCAGCCCGCUUGUCACAGAGCCGGACGCUGACCUGUGCAUGUCCUUCUGGUAUCACAUGUUCGGCGAACACGCCGGAGCGCUUCACAUCAAGCAGAGGAAGGAGGUGGUGGAAGGGGAGCAGAUCCUGUGGACGGUCAGCGGUCAUCAGGGCAGCCGGUGGAGGGAGGGACGAGUGUUACUGCCGCGCUCGAGUAUCCCCUAUCAGGUGGUGGUGGAAGGUGUUGCAGACAGACGUAGCACAGGCCACAUAGCUGUGGACAACAUCCAGAUCAUCGAUGGAAUCAACAUUGAAGACUGCAAGGAUCCAGAAGCUUCUACAUCUCCGCCCACUGAGAUCUUCAUCCUACCAAUGGACUCCCUCUCACAGGAGACUAGCGAGCUCGGGGGUCCAGGCAACAUGCUGAAGACCCUGGACCCCAUCCUCAUCACCAUCAUCGCCAUGUCCGCGCUGGGCGUCUUCCUGGGCGCCAUCUGCGGCGUCGUGCUCUACUGCGCUUGCUCACAGGGCAGCAUGACGGACAGGAACUUAUCUGCCCUGGAAAACUAUAACUUUGAGCUGGUGGACGGCGUGAAGCUAAAGAAGGACAAGAUGAACGGACAGACUAACUACUCAGAGGCGUGAGGGGCAAAGAGGGACGGAGCUGCGAUGCUCCGCUUAGGACAUGAGAUGCAGUCAAUCAAGCGGGAGGAAACAUGGGGCUGAAGCCACCAAUGGGACAGCAGAGUGGGCUGACAGUGAGCCGAUGUAAUUUUUUUCUCAGGAGCGGCAGUGGAAAGGACUGACCUGCAGGGGGCACUGUGUAUAAAGAAUCUGUACAGCAAAAAAAAAAAAAAGAAGAAAACUAAGGAUUCUAUUUGUUUUUUGGCGUGCUUUGUUGAUUUCAUGUAAUCACAUGCUGGUGUUGAGACCAAUUCAGAUGAAAGUAUUUGUUUGUGUACUUUUAUGGAAAGCUAAGUUUUUUGUUUUUGUUCUGUUCUUGUUGUUUUUUCUUGUCUUUUUCUCCAGAUGUCAUUGUUUCACACAGAGAGAGAGCAGAGAUUGUGAAAUUUGCUGUUCUGAUAUCUGGCUCUUUAACUUGGCCAUGAUAGUGUGUGUGUGUGUGUGUGUGUCCCUGUGAGGGAGUGUACAUGUGUCACAUUCAUAUACAUCUGCAUUUAAGGUGUGUGUGUGUGUGUGUGUUUGUGUGUGUGUGUGUGUGUGUGUGUGUGUGAAGCGGGCACCAUCCCGUCAACCUGUGUCUAGUUCCGACAGUGCCUUUUUUUUCCUCCAAUUUUUCUGUUGCCUUGUUUUUUCGGCUGGUUGUUUUUCUCAUCGGCUGGCGUUUCAUCCGGGGCUCCUACAUAAAACCUGGAAACGUCCAGAAAAUGAAUUUCAAGCUUUCUGAUUAGUGAUUAUAUUUUGGAUUUGCAGUAUAAAUGUAUGACUUAACAUUUUAGUGACAUAGUCUUCUGUCAAAUAUCACAUUUGUCUGGAAAGCUUUGGAAAAAAAUUAAGGAAUCUCAAAAUGUAAAAUGUUGUAGGAGCCCUGCAAGUCUUGUUUUCAUGGCACAUGACACAUCCAACAUAUUGUACAUAGGUUUUAAUAUAUUUGAGCGCCCUUUUCUAUAGAAAAAGACACCAGUGCCGCAGUAUCCUUUCUAUGUUGGAAUCAAGCUCACCAUAAUCCUAAAAUUCAGAAAGUGUACAGAAAAUAUUUUAACAGACGGAGGCACAAACUUGUCAUUUGUGUUUCUUUUGCAAAUGUGAUCUGGUUGCCAUUUUGUGAAUCUUGUUGUCGUUUGGUUUCUGUUUGUGUUCUGGGAAAAAGGAUGGUUUUUGUGUCGAUGGAGACGGCUUUGAGAUUACGGAGAAACGCCUCGUGGGAAGUGAUGUUUUCGUACAGGGUAAAACGGACAGCCUCAGCACCCGCUAAGAUGCUGACAGCAUGUCACGGAUGGAUCCGUCUGGCACAGAAAAUGACUGGUAAACCUUUAACCUAAAGUGUGGCCGGCGGGUUCAAGAGAGCCAAGACCUCAAGUAUCUCUUUUCUGAUCCAUCAGCCGGUGGAGUGUGCGAGAUCCUGAAUGUUAAUGCUGACUGUCCUGGCUGAAAACCAAGAAUUACUGUUUGCCGUGACAAUGCUGUACUUUCUGGCAGUGUAUUUGUAAUGUUGACUAUCAGAAGAAAAAUCUUUGAAGGAUCUUUAAAGGAGUAAGAUGAUGUUUAGCGAAUUAAGACUCAGAACUGCAGCAACGCUAAUUAAACACACAUAUUUCACUGUCCUCCUCCCUUGAGCUAAAUUGGCUUGUAAUUAACACACACAUUUGAAGUUUCAAAGACAAGUUCACUAGUGAAUCAGAAGAGAGCAAAGAUCCAACAGACAUGCGAAGUAAAACUAAUAUAGGGUUCAUUAUUCUCACUUUUAUUUAAAAAGAAUCUGGGUGUCAGUGUGUUCAUUUUGAUUAGUAAGACUGGGUGAAAAUUGGAUUUAGAAAAUGUUAUUUGCAGUACCAGCACUCUGAGUUGUUUUUUUUCUGUGCAAUUCUGCCACAUAAUCAGCACCUCAUUUGCAUUGUAUCCCCAUUUUACUCAUUACUCUGUAUUUGCAGUAGCAUUUUCUAGCUUAUCAGCUUUGCAAACUGGCCUUAUUUGUAAACCAUUGUGAUCAGGAAACUCAACAACUUUGGGAUCUAUGAGGAUCAGUUUUAAAAUGAUCGGCUCCUCUUAAAGAAAAACUGAAAAUGUUGAGCCUCGUGCUAAUAAUACUGCUUUGUUGUGUUUUAUCUUUUGUAGCUAAAUGUGUUGUGAUACUGGUCGCUUGUUCAUAGCACUGUUUAAAAAAAAAAAAAGAAAAGUCAGUUUAGGUGGGAGGAUUGAGUCUUGGGAAGCCAGAAAUCUCACCGGUCACUAACUCAUCAAUAUCAAUUAACAAUCUAUCAUCUCCGACAGAUGUUUUAUGUUCAGUCUGUGACAUUAAACAGGGCAAUUCCUACGUUAUGGUUUUUCAAAUUUACAGAUUAUUCAUUUACAAAGAUUAAAAAGCCAUUAAAACAGGUACAGCAUGAUUGAUGAUGAUUAUUAUGUUUGUCUUAGUGUCUGUACACUGCACUGUGGAAUUUAAAUCUGCCAUUUUUUUAUGUAGCAUUACGUGGCAUCUCGUGAGUUCAAAAUGUGAAGAGAAAGCGUCGAGACAGCGGUCGAUUUAGCGUCAAUUCUCUGUUUUGUCUUUUAAAGUGAGACGUUUAGAGAAAUUGUAAAGGAAAUCCACAACUGAGCAAACGUUUCUUAUCAAAUGAAGGUGCUCUGACUGUUGAGAAGUUCACUAUUAGCAUCUUUGUUUUCUCAGUAACAUAUCAACUGCAUUCGUUUACAGUUAAAGAACCAGACAAGACAAUGGCUCAUCAAAAUGUAACUUCAGUCCGACUUUACAGACAAGAAUGUGUGUUUCUGACGUUUCAGCAGACGUUGAUAAAGCUCCUUCCCCUUUAAACAAGAAAGGAUGCUGCAGCACUAGACGUGAAAACAAUGUUGCACUGAAAUAUUUAAAAAAUCUAUGUGUUUAUGAUGUUGAUUUAUGAAAAGAGAGAGAAGGAAGGAAGGAGAGGACAGUGUUAUUGUUGAUUCUUUUUAACACAGUUUCAGAUGACAAUGUUAUAAUUCUGAAAUGUACAAUUUACAGAGAUGUUUUUCAUUCUUGAAAAAGCUUAUAUGCGUCUCUUUGAAACGUAACAAUUUUAUUUACUUGGUAUAAUAUCACCUUGUGUUUUUGUACUGUCACUGAUGUACGUGCCAUUGUUUUAUUUGUUUUGUUUUUUCUUUGUAUGACAAGA
Messenger RNA from Thunnus maccoyii (southern bluefin tuna), 7419 nucleotides. Its product is annotated as neuropilin-1a-like. Gene Ontology annotation, cellular component: membrane. NCBI's taxonomy places the organism in Eukaryota, Metazoa, Chordata, Actinopteri, Scombriformes, Scombridae. Gene Ontology annotation, biological process: angiogenesis; axon guidance; vascular endothelial growth factor signaling pathway. The record is from RefSeq and is a predicted model, not a curated record. The transcript has 16 exons. Gene Ontology annotation, molecular function: vascular endothelial growth factor receptor activity; semaphorin receptor activity. The coding region runs from base 1895 to 4231 and encodes 778 amino acids.